UCACCGGAAAGAAGGAGGAACUGCUUUUAUUAUCGCCUGAGAGCUGCUGUAAUGGCGGUGUCUCGACGCUCAUCGCAGCAGCAACAACAGCAAAAUACUUUACAGUCUCCGCCGAGAAACAGCUCUCUUUCUGGCGCUCCUCCGGGCUCUCCGCCGAUGGCUUUGCUGACCUCGGCCGUCGGACCUUCGGAGAAUGAGAGGGAGUGCAGCGGAGGGAUUGAAAUGGCUCUGGCCUCCCCAGACCUACCAGCCCCGGCCUUAGCGAGCAGUGCGAGCUCCACCACGACAACCUCUGGCGGAGGUAGCAGCAGCGUUUCGAGCCCUGGCUCUGGAGCUGCCAGUCCCACCGACGGCAGUAGCGGCAUCGGCGGGGCGUUCAGGGAGUUGUUCGAGGCCUGUCGUAAUGGAGACGUAUCCAGAGUAAAGAGACUUGUGGAUUCGGUGAAUGUAAACGCGAAGGACAUGGCUGGUCGAAAAUCAACCCCCCUUCAUUUCGCUGCGGGCUUUGGUAGAAAAGAUGUUGUGGAGCACCUUCUGCAGACUGGGGCCAAUGUUCACGCCAGGGAUGAUGGAGGUCUCAUCCCCCUGCAUAAUGCCUGCUCUUUUGGACACGCAGAAGUCGUCAGCCUCCUCUUGUGUCAAGGCGCAGAUCCAAAUGCCAGAGACAACUGGAACUACACUCCGUUACAUGAGGCUGCCAUCAAGGGAAAGAUAGAUGUGUGCAUUGUGUUACUACAGCACGGAGCUGAUCCUAACAUCCGCAACACCGAUGGCAAGUCUGCUCUGGAUCUGGCUGACCCAUCAGCCAAGGCGGUUCUCACUGGUGAAUACAAGAAGGAUGAGCUUUUGGAAGCAGCAAGGAGUGGAAAUGAAGAAAAACUGAUGGCAUUGCUGACUCCAUUAAAUGUCAACUGUCACGCCAGCGAUGGUCGCAAGUCUACACCGCUGCACCUGGCUGCCGGCUACAACCGGGUCCGCAUCGUUCAGCUCCUCCUUCAGCAUGGGGCUGAUGUUCACGCCAAGGACAAAGGUGGUCUGGUUCCUCUUCACAACGCCUGCUCCUACGGUCACUACGAGGUCACUGAGCUUCUGCUUAAACAUGGAGCCUGUGUGAAUGCCAUGGACCUGUGGCAGUUCACUCCCCUCCACGAGGCAGCGUCCAAGAACCGAGUGGAGGUUUGUUCCUUGCUGCUAAGCCACGGGGCCGACCCCACCCUCCUAAACUGCCACAGCAAGAGCGCUGUGGACAUGGCUCCGACUCCAGAGCUGAAAGAAAGGCUCACCUAUGAGUUCAAAGGUCACUCAUUGCUGCAGGCAGCUAGGGAGGCUGACGUGGCCAAAGUGAAGAAGACACUGGCUCUGGAAAUUAUCAGCUUCAAACAUCCUCAGACCAACGAAACAGCUCUGCACUGUGCUGUGGCUUCACCCCACCCUAAGAGAAAGCAGGUGACCGAGUUGUUACUGCGUAAAGGUGCCAACAUCAAUGAGAAGAACAAAGACUUCAUGACCCCGUUGCAUGUCGCUGCCGAGAGAGCUCACAAUGAUAUCCUUGAGGUGCUGCAGAAACAUGGAGCAAAGGUCAAUGCUGUGGACACUCUGGGUCAGACAGCUCUUCACAGAGCGGCGCUGGCUGGUCACAUCCAGACCUGCAAGCUGCUGCUGAGUUACGGGGCCGACCCCUCCAUCGUGUCUCUGCAGGGCUUCACUGCCGCUCAGAUGGGCAACGAGGCUGUGCAACAGAUUCUCAACGAAAAUGUUCCCACACGUAACUCUGAUGUGGACUACAGGUUUCUGGAGGCGGCCAAAGCAGGAGAUCUGGAUACAGUGCAACAACUUUGCACCCCCCAGAAUGUAAACUGUCGGGACUUGGAGGGCCGCCACUCCACUCCUCUGCACUUUGCGGCCGGUUACAAUCGAGUGGCUGUUGUUGAAUACCUGCUACACCACGGAGCUGACGUUCAUGCCAAAGACAAGGGUGGUCUUGUUCCCCUCCACAAUGCAUGCUCCUAUGGUCACUAUGAAGUGGCCGAGCUGCUGGUCAGACAUGGAGCUUCAGUGAACGUGGCCGACCUUUGGAAGUUCACCCCUCUUCAUGAGGCUGCGGCCAAAGGAAAAUAUGAAAUCUGCAAACUGUUACUCAAACAUGGAGCUGACCCAAGCAAGAAGAACCGUGAUGGGAACAUGCCGCUGGACAUGGUGAAAGAUGGCGACACGGACAUCCAGGACCUGCUGAGGGGCGAUGCCGCCCUGCUGGAUGCUGCCAAGAAGGGCUGCCUGGCCCGGGUCCAGAAGCUCUGCUCACCGGAGAAUAUCAACUGCAGAGACACACAGGGGCGCAACUCCACACCGCUUCACCUCGCAGCUGGCUACAACAACCUUGAGGUGGCAGAGUAUCUAUUAGAACAUGGGGCCGACGUCAACGCACAGGACAAAGGAGGCCUUAUCCCUCUUCAUAAUGCUGCCUCUUACGGGCAUGUGGAUAUUGCAGCCCUUCUGAUCAAAUACAACACGUGUGUGAAUGCCACAGACAAAUGGGCGUUCACACCCCUCCAUGAAGCAGCUCAGAAAGGUCGCACACAGCUCUGUGCAUUGCUGCUGGCUCAUGGAGCCGACCCCACCAUGAAGAACCAGGAGGGGCAGACUGCUCUGGAUCUGGCUACGGCUGAUGACAUCCGAGCCCUGCUGAUGGAUGCCAUGCCACCGGAUGCCCUGCCCAGCUGCUUUAAGCCUCAGGCCACAGUGGUCAGCGCCUCUGUCAUCUCCCCUGCCUCCACGCCUUCUUGUCUCUCAGCUGCCAGCAGCAUAGACAACCUCGCUGCCCUCACUGAGCUGGCUGCUGCCGCUGCUACAGGGACCUCUGGGGUAGCAGAUGGAGCCACUGGCACUGACCGCAAGGAAGGGGAAAUGGCAAUGCUGGACAUGAACAUAAGUCAAUUCCUGAAGAGCCUGGGCCUGGAGCACCUCAGGGACAUCUUUGAAAGAGAGCAGAUCACACUGGAUGUGCUGGCUGACAUGGGCCACGAGGAGCUGAAGGAGAUCGGGAUUAACGCAUACGGCCACCGACACAAGCUCAUCAAGGGAGUUGAGAGGCUGCUGGGCGGCCAACAAGGUGGCAACCCAUACCUGACAUUCCACUGUGCCAGCCAGGGAACCAUUCUUAUAGACCUCGCCCCAGAGGACAAGGAGUACCAGUCAGUGGAGGAGGAGAUGCAGAGCACCAUCAGAGAGCACAGAGAUGGAGGCAAUGCUGGUGGUGUCUUCAGCAGAUACAACAUCAUUAAGAUUCAAAAGGUGGUAAACAAGAAGCUGAGGGAACGUUACACCCACAGGCAGAAGGAGAUCGCAGAUGAGAACCACAACCAUCACAAUGAGCGGAUGUUGUUUCACGGUUCCCCAUUUAUCAAUGCCAUCAUUCACAAAGGCUUUGAUGAGCGUCACGCCUACAUAGGAGGGAUGUUUGGAGCAGGUAUCUAUUUUGCAGAGAACUCCUCAAAAAGCAAUCAAUACGUCUACGGCAUCGGUGGAGGCACUGGCUGCCCGACACACAAAGACCGAUCCUGCUACCUGUGCCACAGGCAAAUGCUUUUCUGCCGAGUGACUUUGGGGAAGUCAUUCCUACAGUUCAGUGCCAUGAAGAUGGCUCACGCUCCCCCAGGACAUCAUUCAGUAAUCGGGCGGCCCAGCGUUAACGGCCUAGCUUACGCCGAGUAUGUCAUCUACAGAGGAGAGCAGGCCUACCCGGAGUACCUCAUCACCUACCAGAUCCUUAAGCCUGAGAGCGCAGCGCAGUCUGCAGCAGGAGCCGAGCAGAAGUCGUAGUUACUUCAUGUUACACAAACUCACACAAAGA
Molecule: messenger RNA, 3850 nt
Organism: Oreochromis niloticus (Nile tilapia)
Lineage: Eukaryota; Metazoa; Chordata; Actinopteri; Cichliformes; Cichlidae
Product: tankyrase-1
Biological process (GO): protein localization to ciliary inversin compartment; regulation of cardiac muscle contraction; protein localization to T-tubule
Cellular component (GO): T-tubule; cilium
Molecular function (GO): NAD+ poly-ADP-ribosyltransferase activity; protein binding
Source: RefSeq, a predicted model, not a curated record